AUGAAUAAUAUAAAGUUAUACCAAUGCAAGUAUUUGGCAGAAAUAUACGUUAAAAAUAAGGAAAUAAAUGAAUAUUUAAGUAUUUUGCAAUAUGUAGAUAGUUCUAAUUUGGAAAGCGCUAAGUGUUUUAAGGUUUUUAUUUUCGAUGAAUUUCCUAAUACUGUAUCAAAUGACAUUAUUCAAGAAAAUAUAUAUGACAAUGUAAUUCAAUACAGAAAGCUAGAAAAUGAAGAUGCUUCAAAUGACCAAUUAGACAGUAUAAUACCAGAUGGUAAGAAAAAAUAUAUGUUGAAUUCUAAUAUAGCUGAAAAAGAAAAAUAUAAAAAUUAUCCUAUUGAUGGCAAUAACACUAGAAAUAAAAAUGAUAAAAAAUAUUUUGAAAUAUAUAUUUUUUAUGAUGAAGUAAUUGACAUUAAUAUGAUUCCCCAAAUGCUAGGAAUGAGUAUAUAUGAAUCUUCAUUUAAUUUAGAAGAAUUCGAAAGAACAAAAAAUAAAUUGAUUAUGUGUAAAUCAUCAGGUAGUAAUACUGAUGAAAAUAAUGGAAAAGGAUAUGAUAGUAAUAUUGAUAUUUGUGAAUUAAAAAAUGGGAAAUUGAAAAAUAUUUUUAAAUCAUUAAAUAUACAAACCAUUGAUUCGUUUACGGGAUCUCUCAUAAAAUUACCAUUUGAAGUUAAUUCAGAAAAAGAUGAAUUUGUUGAAAAAAUAAGAAAUUCCACAGCAUGGUUUAUUAUAUAUUGUAAAAACGUAAAAAUUAUUCAUAUGAAUAUUAAUCAUAAUUUCAAUUUAAAAUGGAAAAAAUAUAUACAAUAUAAAAAUAUUUCUGCGUUAGAAGGAGAAAAAUUUAUAAAUAAGGAUAUAAAAUAUUAUGGUAUAGAAUAUAGUACUGAAAUUUUUUUUUCUAAAUACAUUGUAUACGACAACGAUAUAAUAGAUAACACUGUUUAUGAUAGCAUGCUGCGUAUAUAUUUUUUGUAUAAAGAACAUGAAGAAUUAUACGAUAAAAUCUCAAAUAUUGAUAUAUAUAAUAAACUAUAUAUUUCUGAAUUUGUGUUUACAAGUGUUGUUAAUUUGUUUGGAAAUCUUUCAAUUUAUAUAAAAGACGAAAAUAAUAAAAAUAUAUUAAUAAGUGAUAUUUGUAAUAAUAGAUUUAUUCCUUUAAUAUGCAACGCAUAUAUAGAAUUUUUGCUACUAUUACGAGAACAAAAUAUUUCGAAUAGGAAUUAUAAUUUUUCUUCAUACUUUCCUUUAUUAGAUAUUACAUCUAAAGGAAAAAUUAACCAACUUAUAUAUUCAAUAUAUAAUGAAAUAUUUGAUGAGGAAAAAAACUUAAAAUUAAUUUUCAAUGGGAAGAAAUGGAUGCAUUUUAGCGAAUGCACAUUUGUUACAAAUGAAUUAAAAAAUAUAUUUGAGAUGGGAAUAUUAGAUAUUAUGGAAUACUCUGAAAUAAUGAAUAUAGUUUUUUUAGAGGAUAAAAUAAAAACUGCUAUAUAUUAUUAUUUGAAUGUACUAAGUAAACAAAUAGAAAGUGAUAACUUAAUCAAGAAAAUAUUGGGGUAUAAUCUAAGAUAUAUAGAAGAUAUUCCUAAUGAUAUUAUUAAUAAUAUAGAAUUAUUUCAUAAAAAUAUUUCAGUAAAAAAUAUGUUAGAAAAAAAUAAAAAGUGUAAAUUUUUGCAUGAAAUAAUUAUAAAUAAUAUUGAACAUGUGCAUUUUGAAAACCUUUUGCCUAUAUUAGUUUAUCUUGUACAAUUAGAACCCGAAAAUGUAGACGAUUUAAGAAAUAUUCCAUGUUUUCCCAAUCAGAAUAAAAAGUUAAAAAAAAUCAACGAAUUAAUAUUUACUGUAGAUAAGGAAUAUUAUAAAGAAUCUAUAGAUAUAAAAUGCAAUAAUGAAAAAAUACAAGAUGAAUAUGAUAUAUGUAAUCAGAUUAACCGACAUACUAUUAGUAAUGAUAAUUUAAUAUCAAUAGAAUUUAUGGAUAAAAUAAAAAAUGAAGACAUUGAAAAACUCAGGCUUUUAGGUCUAACGAUUAUUUAUGAAGAAUAUAAAUUAAAUGAUAAUAUACAUGAUAUUUUAUUAGAUUUAGAUAAAUUAUUUUUUAGUACUAUGACAUAUGAAAAUAAAAUUACAAUUUUAAAUAAAAUAAUUUACCAAUUAGAAAAAAAUAUAAUUGAUUUGGAAAAUCCUGCAAUAUUAAAUGAUUUAAAAAAUAUAUUUUUUUUACCAAUAUAUAAAAGUAAAAACUAUAAUUAUAUUCGAUUGGACAAUGAUGCAGCGAUUAAUAAUAAGAUAACAAAAAAUAAAGAAUCUCAUAAUUAUUUUUCAUGUAAUUUGAAAAAAAAAGACACAAUAAAAACUAUUAAUAAUAAUGAAUUAAAUUAUAGUAACAUAUCCGACUUAAAUAGCAAUUCUUGUAAUAAUAUAAAAAAAGGAAAUUUCGAAAUUGAAUAUGAUGACAUUACAAGCAAUAAUACUGCUAAUGCGGAAAAUAACAAUUCCAAUGAUAUAAUAGAAAAAAUAGAUGAUACAAAUAUUACGCAUUUUAUUAGAAUAAAUGAAGGAUAUGAUAAGAAAUAUUUUAAUGUAAUUUUUUUAAAAAAAAAGUGUUAUUGUAUUGACAACAUAAAGGUAUCACCAAAAUUAUGCGAAUUGCUAGAAUUAAAGAAAAAGCCACAAUUAAAUGAUGUGAUAAAUCAUCUUGAAAUAAUAAUUAACAAUUCUGCAAAUACACGUUUUCAAAAUAUUUCUAAAAUUUAUGAAGACAUUUAUGAAUAUUUUGAACACUUGAUAUUUUCUGAAAAUAAAAUAAACGAUAAGACAUGUAACGAAAUAAAAGAAAAUGAUAAAAUGAAAACAAUAAGUCAAAAAAUAGAAAAUAAAAAAGAUAUAAAAACUGAAGAGUAUGAAAGAUUUAAAAAUUUUAUUAAAGAAAGUAAAUUUAUUUUUAUUAAAAAUAAACUUUGGAAAAGUAACAAUGUAUUUUUUCUUAGAAAUUGUAUACCUUUAAAUUUGUUUAUAUGUGAGUUGCCAAAGUUGUAUAAAAUAAAAUACCCCAAUUUAAUGAGUCUUAGUGGAAUUCAGUUAAAAUUAAAACAUUCUAAAUUGGUUAAUAUUUUAAAUAAAAUUCGAAAUAGCUUUAAUAACAAUAAAAAAAAUAUAAAAAGUCGCAACAAUGAGAAUAAAAUAAAUGAUGAUAAUUUUAAAGAAGAUAAAAGUAUGCAAUUAACUGGUUUAUUAAAAAUGUCUUAUAUUAAUACAUUAAACAUGAUUGAUAUAUCGAUUUGUGACGAAUCUAAUAUACCUAACUUUAUAGAAAUCGAAAAAUUAAGUCCUAUGAAAAAUUCAAAUAUUUUAUAUAAUAAAAAAAUGGUUAGUAGUGAAAGCUUAAUUAAACCGUUAGAAUGCAAAUGCUUUGAAAAAAUAUAUUUACCAAAUAUUAACUAUGUUUUAAUAAAAAAAAACGAGUGUAUUUAUAUUAAAAAUUCGGUUCUAUAUAAAAAUUCAAAGGAGAAAAACGUGAUUCAUAAGGAUAUUAAAGAAAAUAUUAUUAAUUUGUUGAAUAUUCCAAUAAAAACAAUAGAACAAAAUACAGUUGAACGAACAGGAUCAGUCCCUAAAAUCGCGAGAAAAAAAACUCUGAAAUCGUGUUAUCCAAUUAGUAACAAAAUGAAUAUUAAAUCCGUUAAAGAUGGAUUAAAAAUAUCACAAACUGCAGAGAAAAAGUCGAGUAUAAAUUUUUCGUCGACCACAACAAUAACUCGAAAAUAUUCCAAAUUUAAUGCAGAAAAAAAGAAAGGUAUAGCCACAACAGUUGUUACCAAUAUUAAUAAAAGAAUAAUGACAAAAUCAACAAUUGUUGACAAGAAACAAAUCAAGUUUCCAUUGAAGGAAAGCAAAGACGUUGUAGAUAUUAAUACCAGUUUAAAAAGGAAAUUCCCUUUGACAUUAAAAAAUAAAAUUAAUAAUAUAAAUAAAGUUUACAAUAAAGAAAGCUCUAUCAUUAAAUCUUCAAAAAAAAAAGUAGAAAAUAAGGGCAAUAAAAUAAGUGAACCAAAUUUAUUUAAAGAUAUCAAAAACUUAAUAUAUUUUUUAGAUGAUAUCGGGUGUUUUGAUGUAAAUUUUAUUAUUGAUAAGAGAAUAUUUGAAGAAAACUAUAUUCCAAAACCUUUUUUAAAAAUGGCACGCAUGUAUUUAUACAUAAAAGUAAAAAAAAAAAUAUACGAAGAUUUUUUGUUUAAUAAAGAAGAUUUAAUUGAAUAUGCACAUACUCACAAUAUUUCAAAUUAUAAAGAAUAUAUAAAUGCAGAAAAUAAUAAUACGGAAUCUUUUAAAUCUUGCACUGACUUAAUUUGCUUAUAUCUGUUCGAAAAUUUUUCUUCCAUAUUAGACAGUUUAUUGGUAUUUAAUAAUAAUAAAUUUUUUGAAUGGUAUCCUAAAGUUAAUGAAGAAUGCAAUAAUGGUAAUGAGAAAAUAAAUGGUAGCAAUUUUAACUAUCAAAAUAAAUUCACUAAUACAGAAAUACAAAAUGAAAAUAAUUUAUGUAUAGAUAAUAUGGGCGUAAAUCCUUUAGGUAUGUUUCCUGAUAAUGUAGAUAAAUUGGAUGGAAAUGGUGAUAUAAAGAGUACUGAUCUUUCAGAAAUAAAUAAAAUACCAAAUGAUAAAGAAAAAAAUAAGAAGAAAUUGUACAAGAAAAUUUGUUCCUUUAAUAAUAAGGACAAAGAAGUUUUAAAAAAACUUUUUUUCUAUAAUUAUUUUCAAGAUGAUAAAAAAAAUGAGGAUAACAAUGAUAAUCUUUGUAGACCAUUAACCGUUGCAAAUUUCAAACAUAAGGAGUCAAAAAUAAAAAAAUUUAAUACAAUGCAUUCAGUUUUACAAAAUAAUAAAGCAAUAGAAGAAAUAAAUAAGAACACAUUUUACAAAGGUAAAACGGAAUUAAAUUUUGGGAAAAUGCUCUCUAUUAAUAAACAAAACGAAACGAAUAAUAGUGACUAUAGUAAUAUUAUAUUAAUUCGUAUGUAUAAAAAUGACACAGUUUUAUCACAUAUUAAAUGUAUUGAGAAAGCAUUUUUAGAAUGUAAAAAAUUUAAUGAAAAAUUUUUACUUUUUUCGAAAAAUCUUGUUAAACUGAAUUUUAUAAAAAUUGAUGGUAAAGUAGAGCAAUUAACAAGUUUGGUUUUAACAAUGUCUGAAAAUCAUUUUCAGCUACGAGAAAAAUUUUACAAAAAUCGUAAAGAGGUAGAAGACAGUGAUAAAAAUAUAGAAAGUAAGUCAAAUGGAAAUAUGGUAAAAAUAAAUGAUGAAGAAAACUUUAAUUCAACUGUAAAUAAAAAUUUAGAAAUGUUUUUACAAUGUCAAAUAUAUAGUGGAAAUAAAUCAAGCAGGUGGAUAAUAGGCUUUUUAAAUGAUGUAGGUAUAUCUAUAUGUUUUGAGCAUUAUCAGUUAUUUCGUAAACAUUUUUUAUUCCAGAAUUUGAAUGUAAUUUAUACUAUUGAUAACUUACCUAUGCAUAUUAAAUGGAGUUCGCUGAAGAACAAUUGUAACAUAAAAAAAUUGAAAAAUAUAAAAAAUUUUGAAGUUGCUAUAAAUAGCAUAUCUAACUUAUAUAAUAAUUUUUUAAAGCUAGCUCAUAGAAAUGCUGUAAAAAAAUUAUUAAAACAUGAUACAAGCAAAAUAUUAUAUAAACACAAAAAUAAAUGGGUCAAGAAAAAAAAAACAGCAAAUUUCGAUACCACCUUAAAUGUAAUUACAGAAGAAAACUGCACAAAUCGACGAGCAAAUAUUUGUAAUGAUUCUGAAUUUAAUAAUGUUAAUUAUGACAAACAAAACAUGGCAUUUUCUUAUAUAUACAAAAUAAAUAAAAAUGAUAUAAAAAACUUCAAUGAAAUUUAUAAAGUUAUUAAAAGUAAAUAUCUUAAUUUCAUUCCUAAAAAUUAUGAUAAAAAUGAUUUAUUUUCCCAUGUUAUCAAACAUGUAUUUAUGAAUUGUAAUGAACUUAAGAUAUUACCCUGUCUAAAAAAAAGGGAUAAUAUAUAUUCACUUUAUUGGGGCAAUAUGCAUGACUGUAUUAAUAUAUAUCCAUUCUGCAAAUACUUAAACUCGCUAACAUUUUUUAUGUUAGAUUUAGGUCUAACUAUUUUAUUGCCAUAUUUUGAAAUUGACAAUAUUAUUCAUUUGCAUAAAAUGGUCGAUGAAGAUAAUAAUAAUAAGAGUGGGAAUAAAGGCAAUGCAUCUGAAACAAUUGAUAAAGAAUUUGAUAUUAAAAAUGUUAAUGAUGAAAGAAAGAAAAAAAACAUAGAAGACAAAAAUAAUUUAUUUUUAGAUAUUAAAAAAGAUCAACCAAAUAUCUCUAAAACCACUAUAAAUAAUGAUUCAAAUCAAAAUAAAAACCAUGGAAAAGUUUGCAAUUUAACACCUGUACUUUUAAGAAAUGCAAUAAAAAAAACAUUUUCAGCAUUUAAGCAUUUUAUAAAAGAGUGUUUAGACGAAAAAAAUAUAUCUACAAUUUUGUAUUUAUUUGAUUAUGUUUUUUCUGAUUUUAAACAAAAUAAUUCAGUUAAUGGAUUAGUAAGAUGCGUAACAAAUAUAUCAUUACUUGUUAUACUGUAUUGCGACAUAUCGUACUUGAAAGGAAAUAUACAUAAAUACGUGGAUUGGGAAGACGGAGAGGAAAGUAUAUAUAAUGAAGUAAAAGAAAGUGAUGUAAAAAGCAAUGAAACAAAAAAUUAUGAAAUAGUUAGUGAUAUAGUAAAUAGCGAUUUGGAGAGGUUUAAUGGAAUGAGCAAUAAAGAUGAUGAUACUAAAAGUAUUGAUUACAAUACCAACACAUUUCACCCUUUUUUUUAUAAUAAUAAAAAUUUUAGAGACACAAAAUUUACAUAUGUAAAUAACUUUGUUAAAAUUAAAAAUAAUAAUUUUAACUCGGAUUUAUUUUAUAAUUUUGAUUGCAUCAAUUUUAUUAAAUACAGUGAAAACAGUCAAAUAUAUUAUUCGAAAUAUUUUUACUUAUUUAAUUUGAAUGAGGUAACUUUUAUAAAUGCUGAUUUCUAUUCAGUAUAUAGUCUUUCUCUAUUAAUAGAUGCAAAUAUCAUAGUUAAAUUGACCUUCGACAAUUUAACCAGCAUAUUGAAUGGAAAUAUUUAUCCUCAUAUAUUUCAUUAUUGUAAUUCUUUUAAUAUGAAUGAAUAUAACAAAACUGAACUAUUGGAUGAUAGUUGCAAAGAAAAUUAUAAUUUGAUAAGUAAAGAUGAUAAACAUAUUUUGAAUAUGGAUAGUGACAAAAACAAUAGUAAUAAUAAUAAUGAUAACGAUUUAAUAAUUAGCCAAUGUCCGAAUAUUAAUCGAAUAGGUGAUAUCAUAGUUAAUGAUAACGGCAAAGAAAAAGAUUGUCUUUUGAGUCUCAUGUACAAUGCAAUAAAAAUUCCAUAUGAUUUCAAAAUAAUCGCUUACAACAAAUCAUUGUUACAUAUGAUUGUUGAACUAUAUAAUGAAAACGAAGGAACAAUUUUUUUAAAUAAAUUAAAAGAGUUUCGCUUAUUAAUAACCCUUGAUAGUAACAAAUCUGAUGAAUUAGACAAAAAAUAUAUGUACGUUCAUAAUAUAUGCGAUAUAAAAAACAUAAUAGGAAACAAAUUUAAAGAUGAUAAUAUCGAAGAAAUAUUAUUUUUAUUGGGGUAUAGGAAAAUAUGUAAUGCAGAAUUACUGAGUAAUACAAUAAUUGGGAAAUAUUUAAUAAAUGAUUAUGAAGAUCUUAUGUUAUCAUUAUAUAAAAAUGCUAAAUAUCUAAAAUGGGGGAUAUUAAAUAACAAUGAUAUAAAUGUUCUUUUAAAUAUAUUUUUAUUAAAUAUUAAAUUUAAUAGUAAUAAUAUGUUUUAUUUGAAAAGUUUGCCAAUCUUUUAUUCUUUAAAUCAUUCAAAAUUUUUAAAUAUAUUAGAUAAAAAUAAAAAUUAUAUUGUAAUCAAUUCAAAGAAUAUAGACUUGUUAGCUCUUAUAAUAUCUGAAAUUGUAGAAUAUUAUGAUAUUAAUACUAAUAGCAAAUCACAUACAAUGUCAAAUAAAAUUGAUAUUAUAAAUAUUUGUGAUUAUAAUAAGGAUGAUAUAAGGGUUAAUUAUAAUCGAGUUAACAAUAUUUAUAAUGACAAUGAUAAUAGAAUAAAUAGUUACACAGUAAAAUUUAAUAAGAAAUAUAGCAAUGACAAUUUUUCCAUUAUAGAUAAUAAUUGUGAGAAAGACACGAUUCACAAUCUAAUAAAAUUAGACGAAAAUAAAAAGGAAGAACAAUUUUUACACUCAAAUUUGCAAUUAACUAAUGGCGUUAUUUCAGAUUAUGGUGAUACUUAUGAUGAUGAUACAGAUUCGCAUAAGAUAUAUAAUAAUAUAAAUAAUGUAGAUAAUAUAAUAGAUAUAAGCAAUGAAAAUACGAUAUAUAAAAUUAAGUAUAUAUUUUUACACCAUUUUGACAUUAAUAUAAACUUUUGGAAACACAUAAAUAUAGAAUGCUGGAAUUUCUAUAAUGUUAUUAAACACUUUUUUUAUGGAAUUUUAGUAAAUAGCAUUAAUGAAAAUUUAUUUCAGAAUAUUAUACUUUAUAUAUAUAAAGAAUACGAAGAUGUUGUUGAAAAUCAAUACAGAGAGACAUAUAAUAAGAAUAAUUAUGUUAACAACAUUUACAAUGCCAAAAAUUUAAUUAAUUCUGAGUUUUCUUAUGAACAUUAUUUUAAGGAUAUUUUUUGUGAACUAAGAGAAUUACGCUUAAAAUUCAAAAGCAAUUUCCAAAUUUCACAACUCUAUAAUAAAAAUUAUGAUAUAUUUAAAGAAUUUAUAAAUGAUAAUAGACUAUUCAAAUUUGUGCAUUUAUCAAAUUUUAAAUAUGAGCAAGAAUUUUUAGAAAACAUGCAUUUUCAUGUAAUGCCUAAUAUAACAGAGUUAAAUGAUAUUUUAUCAAUUUUAAUUUAUGUUUUAAAAAAUAAUAAUAAUUUAUUAGAUUCAUUUGAUAUAAAAAUUAUUUUUAAUAAUACUCAUACCGAUUGUAGUAAAUACACCACCAAUUUUAAUGAACAAAAUUUAGAUAAAAAAAUUAAUUCUAUACUGAAAUAUACUAAUGAUAAUUUUCAAAUUUUAAUCAAAAAUAAAAACGACAACUUUGUUUAUUUAUUAAAAUCGUUAAUAUAUAAAUUAAUGAAUACAAAUAAAUUUUCAGAACAAAUAAAAAGUUACACAAAUUUGUAUAAUUUUUAUAGACAGAAUAAUAGCUCAAAUAUUCAAAAUUUUAUUGAGAAGGAAACAAUAAAAAUAAAUAAUGACAUAUCAAUAUACUAUGAUAAUGAUAAUCAUAAUAAAAAUAAUUACCUUGACAAUUUUAAGGGGAAUGAAUAUACUGCUGGAGAAAAUCAUGGAUCUGAUACCGGUAAUAAUAAUGGUGGGAAUAAUGUUUAUCCACGGGAUGGCAUUAAAUGUAAUAAUAAUUUUAAUGAAUCUGAGAGAAAAAAUGGUGGUCCACUUGUUCUCAAUAAGCAGGACACAUGGUAUAAUAAACAUAAUAAAAGAAAAACGAUAUGA
Messenger RNA from Plasmodium berghei ANKA, 9552 nucleotides. Its product is annotated as conserved Plasmodium protein, unknown function. The transcript has a single exon. Lineage: Eukaryota; Apicomplexa; Aconoidasida; Haemosporida; Plasmodiidae. The record is from RefSeq and is a predicted model, not a curated record. The coding region runs from base 1 to 9552 and encodes 3183 amino acids.